GAGAGAGAGAUGCUGUUGCCUGGGAACAGCAGCCACAUAGAGGACGACAGAAAACAACUGCAGGAUUAUCCAGAAGAGUAAAGGAUACGGAGACCAAAGCUCAUUUCCCCCAAGUUACUGUAGGAACAAUUACACUGGUGCCGUGGAGGAUUUUGUUUAAAAGGAAACGAUUUGGAACUGAUAAAAUUUGUGAGGUUGUGCAUGAAUACACAUGAGGACAAAAAUGGAAGCUAAAGGGAAAGACCAUGGUGCCAGAGCAGAUGCAUUUUCAUUAAAGGAAUUUUGUGUCUUGGUGGGUUGAGAAGCGGGCUGUGGGCUCAUUCGUCACGGCCAAUCUCUCUCCAACAAAGGUGGCCGGAGCAGGAGGAGAGGAGGGGUGAUCCACAACAGAGGUCUCCCCUGUCUUCAGACACCUGCUGCCUGCUAGUUGCUGACACUUGGGACACUGUAGGACUGUGUCUACUUUGCAUGAGUGUAUAUGCAUAUAAAUUAAUGAAAGACAGACUGACCCAUGCUUCUCAGUUGAUAUGGGAGAUUCUUGCCUGAAAUCCUUGCAUCUGUGACCAAGGAGGAAAAAGACACUCAGACAUAGACCUGAGGGAGAUUUGGAUCUCUCACCGUUCACAUCCGUGUUCUUCCCUCUGAGGGAUGGGCACAACAGAAGCAACUCUACGAAUGGAGCACAUGGAAGUAAAAGACGAGUGGCAGGAUGAAGACUUCCCCAGACCUCUCCCUGAGUACGAAGAUAUGGACCCCUCCUGUGGACUCACAGACAACAGAGUCUCUCCUCCUAAUUCCUUACACAUGAGCCCACCUGGAGGAGGAGGUGGCGUGGGUUCGUCUCACCGCAAACGCCGCACCCUGGUGGCCCCUGAGAUGAAUCUGUCCUUGGAUCAAAGUGAAGGUUCUCUGCUGUCAGAUGAUUUCCUGGACACCCCAGACGACCUGGACAUCAAUGUGGAUGACAUUGAUACACCAGAUGAGACAGAUUCACUGGAGUUUAUAACCAACGGCAAUGACCUGGAGUGGGAAGAUGACACGCCAGUGGCUUCAGCCAAGGCGGGUCCGGGUGGAGGCUCCGGAGCGCCGGUUGAGGAUGGGAACGCAAACAAUGGGCGACUGUGGAGAACUGUGAUUAUCGGAGAGCAGGAGCACCGUAUCGAUAUGCAGAUCAUCAAACCGUACCUCCGGGUCAUCACACAUGGAGGUUAUUAUGGAGAAGGCCUGAAUGCCAUCAUUGUUUUCUCUGCUUGUUACCUGCCUGCCAGCAGCUGUCCAGACUACCACUACAUCAUGGAAAACCUCUUUCUAUAUGUGGUCAGCAGUCUUGAGAUGCUGGUGGCUGAAGACUACUUGAUCAUUUACAUGAAUGGAGCCACCCCUCGGAGUAAGAUGCCUGGAAUCAGCUGGCUGAAAAAAUGCUACCAAAUGAUUGACAGAAGGUUGAGGAAGAACCUCAAGUCUCUGGUUAUCGCUCAUCCUACAUGGUUUAUACGCACAGUUUUGGCGAUAUCCAGGCCUUUCAUCAGUGUGAAGUUCAUGAAUAAGAUCCAGUACGUCCACAAUUUGGAUGAACUUGCAGAGAUUGUUCCCAUGGAGCACGUCCAUGUUCCCGAGUGUGUGAUGCAAUAUGACGAAGAAAGGAUUAAAGCCCGGAGAGAAAGGAUGGAGCAGGAGCGGCGACAGCAAGAGCAGCAGUCAGUCCCACAGGGGCCAAUUAAAAACUCUGUGAGGCCAAAAUCAAUGAUUGUGGAGCAAUGAUUAUGAGAAGGACAAGACUUUGAAUGUGCAGGGGGUGACAGAGAGAGACAUCUAGCAAGUCGACACUUCUUCCCUUAUUAUAACCAGCUGAUUUGAUUCAUGUUGUUCCCCAGUCAACAGGAGAACAACUCAGUCAUAUGAUAUUCAAAGUGGGAUACUCUCCCAGCUUGAAAAUGUACAAGUGGCUGUUCUGUUGCAGAAGCUGUUUUCAUUGGAAGUUGUUGCUGCCUGUUACAGGACCUGAUUUGGGAUUCAUAUUGAAUUGUUGGACCAUGAUGAGGCAUUUAAUUGACUUUGUUAUUUUUUCAGUGAUGUAAUUUAUGUUAAGAAAGAUUAGCACUCUGUCUGAUUUGAUAAUAAAGCAUAAAUCAGAGUAACUGAAAAAAUGCACUUCUUAAAGCUCAAAAUGUAGAGUGCAUCUACAACUUUAGUGGCAAAAAUAUGAACAUUUUUAAGAUGCAACAUGUUGGGAGGAGAGAUUUUAUGUGAGAGCACCACUGAAACAAACUGUUCUCUCUUGCUGCAGGUUUUUGAAGAUUUAAUUGUGUCAGAUGUAGCAAAGUGAAAGAUGCCUUCAUCUCUCUUUCUUCUUACCUCAUAGCUGCUGUAUCUUUAAGGCUUUUCCAAGCUCUGUCUUAAUUGUUCUGGUAUUUUUAAAAGGUCCAAACAUACUAACAUUUCUUUACGUCAGUCUUUUAUCUUUCUGGCCUCAGUUGCUAAUGUGAACUAUUACUUGUACUGUAUCGUGUACUAUCAUGUGCCUGCAUUGUACUGAUAACUACACAUCUGCAUUUUCAAAUCUAGAAUACCCACAUUUGAAAAAGAUCUAUAAGACAAAUUAACAGUACCGUAGUUAGUUUGUAGGUGAGAGCAAAUUGCAGUCAGCAGGCAGGCCAACCUUUAAGUAAAAUUUUCAUUUUGCUUCCUUCCACAUUCAUGUUUUUAUAGACUGAACAGAUACUAACACAAUACAUGCAGAGAUUCCACUUUAGAUUGGACAUGGGAAAUAAAAUACAUCAAAUUUCUCUCUAAUGCAUUUCUUUUAAGAUGUUAGUUUUCUGCUUAGACUUCAAAACUCUAUGUUGCAAAAAGUAUUUGCUCACCUCCAUUUGCAGACAUUUGAAAUUGUCUUCCUAUUCCUAAUACAUAGGCUAUAAAAGGAUUUCAGAGCACCCUUUACAUCUGUAGCAGCUUCGGAUCAUCUGUAAAGACUUUACAUAAGGUUUAGGUAUAGUUUUAUGGUAUUUUAGACCAUUCUUCCAAUAUUGCAUUACUGAGGUCAGAUACCUGGCUUAAUUCAUAUCAGAGCUGUUCUGGUGGAUUGAGUUGAUUCAUAAAUCAAGAACACGGGUCUUCAGUGCUCUAGUCCAGUGUUGGCUUGCUUCACACCACCACUACUGAGGUUUUUAAUCAUCUUUGGUUCUGUAACACAUGGGUGCAGCUGCUUGUUCAUGGAGACCCACUUCACAAAGCUCUCUAGUUUAUGAGCUAAUCUUUAGGCCACAUGAUAUUUGGAGGUCUGUGGUGACUGUCUCUGCAGAAACUAUGAACUUCAGCGUCUGCUAUCCCCUCUCUUUGAUUACAAGACUUCCUACAUCAUGGCCAUUUUUGUACACCAAUAACAGCUGACUGGUGAGUAUUUAGUAGAGAGAAAAUAUCACACUCUGAUUGACUGUAUGCCUUGCAGUGACCUAUUCUUUCACAAAUGUUGAAAGAAGCAGUCUGCAGGCUUGGGUCCGGGAUUGUGUUCACCUGUAGCUGUAAAAGUGGCUGAAUCACCCAACUGCCAGGAUUUGAUGGGGUGAGCAAACUCUGUUUGCAAUAUUUAGUAUUUUUAUUUAAUCUUAGAUAAGUAUGAUUUAUGCAGCUUGGAUUUUGCCCAUUUGGAGAGUAUCAACUUCAACUUGUUUUUAUAAAAAGCAGCAAUAUUGAAACAAGAUUAAACAACUAGAAAAUCCAUUUUGUUGUUAUGUUUUCUGUGUUUACAGUCUCUUGAAAUAGGGGACGAGAACAUUGCAACCACAUGCCCGGUAACGUUUGUGUUUUUGAUGUUGAUUUGCACUACUGCAUUUGGUUCCUUACAGGACAUUACUGUUUUAUGUUCAAUGACUGUUUUUAAUUGUGUUGUGAACUUAACCCAUGUAUAGAGGCAUGUUGCAUAAAGUAAACAGCUUUUAAAAAAAUCAGUGCACAUUCUGUUAACUUUUUUAACCAGGAAUUCUGCAUAAAAGGUUGAAUAUUCCUUUUUCUUUGUAUCAUGUUUUUACAUUGUUUCCAAAUAGGCUGGUUUUGUGGCUGAACGGAGUGCCUCUUGUUGAACUCGAAUGAAGUCUAAAUAGAUACCAGAAUGUAAAGUGAAGCAUUUUGUAUUUUCUUUUUUAUUUAUGAUGUACCAAUGCCAUGAGAAAAACUAGCAUAAACCUGCCCUAUAGUUCUUCUGAAAUAAAAAUCCAAAUUUUCACUGUAAAAGCACAACACAAACAUAAGUCUAUCAUUUUACUGUAAAUUGUUUGCUCAGAUUAAAAUGAUCAUGUGAACUCUCACUUGUCAUGGUCUAAAACUGGCUGUAAAUAUGGCAAAAAUAAAAAUAAAUCCCUCAA
Gambusia affinis (western mosquitofish) is the source of this 4361-nucleotide messenger RNA. It is a transcript of the gene atcaya, whose product is annotated as ATCAY kinesin light chain interacting caytaxin a. The transcript has 13 exons. The coding region runs from base 649 to 1761 and encodes 370 amino acids. Gene Ontology annotation, biological process: apoptotic process. The record is from RefSeq and is a predicted model, not a curated record. NCBI's taxonomy places the organism in Eukaryota, Metazoa, Chordata, Actinopteri, Cyprinodontiformes, Poeciliidae. Gene Ontology annotation, cellular component: cytoplasm.